AUGGCAUGCCAGCGAAUGGGGAGCAUGUUCGGUUAGUUGUGGUGGUGGAGUAAAACUUCGCCAAGUCCAUUGCGUUGAAGAAACAAACAAUACGAAAAUAAUGGUGGAUGACAUCAAAUGUGGCGGACAUAAACCCUGGUUUCAGGAGGCCUGCAAUCAAAUGGAUUGCCCGAGUUGGAUAGUAGGGAAAUGGUCGGGGUGCUCUGUGUCUUGCGGUGAAGGUGUUCAAGUCCGAAAUAUAGAAUGUAGAGACGACGAUGAUAAAUUUAGCAACUUGUGCCCAUUAGAAACGAAACCUUUAAACACCAAACCCUGCUCCACCGGUAUCCAAUGUCCUUUUACUGUCGAAACCAGUGAGGAAUUACUGCCUGGACUGUACCAUACGCAACCACUGGUACAACCAUACCCUCCACCUCCAAUUCCCGAGAGACUAAUUGGGGAGCAAAUUGUACCAUCCGAAAGCACAUUUAUUCCCGACGAAUGGGGACCUUGCAGUGUAACAUGCGGAGAAGGCAUACGAAAGAGGGAAGUACAUUGUAAAAUAUUUUUGGAAUUUUCCAGAACUAUAGCAAAACUUCCAGAUAAACAGUGUACUGGACCCAAACCUACAGAGUCAGAGCCUUGUUAUAUGGAGCCCUGCGUUUCCGAAAAAAUUGGAAUGGAUGUUAAGGAUGAUCCUUACAGUAGAGCCGAUAUAAAAGUCGUUCCAGGAUCUCCAGCUAAGUCGUAUUCUUGGAAGGAACAAGGUUUUACACAUUGCAGCGCAACAUGUCUGGGCGGAAUACAAGAACUUAUAGUAAACUGUGUUAGAGAUGACACACAAAAAGUAACAUCUCCGUAUAUGUGUCCUAUAGAAUUAAAACCAGAAAUUAGAGUACAAACAUGUAAUGACCAUCCUUGUCCCCCUAGAUGGAACUAUUCAGAAUUUUCACCAUGUUCUCAAAGCUGUGGUAUUGGUAUUCAAACUAGAGAAGUAAAUUGUAUACAUGAAGUGACCCAAGGUGGGGGUAAUACACUUAUAGUGCCGAAUAAUAUGUGUCCCCAACCACCUCCGCCUGACAGACAAUAUUGUAAUGUCUUGGAUUGUCCGGUUCGGUGGAAGGUUGGCGAAUGGUCAAGGUGCUCAAAAAGUUGUGGUGGUGGAAGUAAAAUUCGAAAAGUUGAAUGUAAACAAGUAAUGGCACAAAAUCAUACAGUUGAUCGAAUACCUUCCAUGUGCCCAGUUCCCAAGCCUGCAGAAUCUAAGCCUUGUAAUACAAAAAGUUGUAUUGUAGAGAGUGACAAGCCGCACAUCGAUGUAUCAAACAGUACAUUUAUUCAACACGAUCCUAAGAAAAAGAAGAUUUCUUUAAAAGUUGGUGGCGCAGCUACAGUUUUUUUAGGUACUACUAUAAAAAUUAAAUGCCCCGUAAAAAGAUUUGAUAGAACAAAAAUAGAGUGGAUGAAGGAUAAAAACUUUCUUCCAAAAAAUAAAAAGUAUAAAACGUCAAAGAAAGGAGCUUUAAGAGUUUCUAACCUUACUUUGCGAGACAGUGGCUUAUAUACCUGCUUGGCAGCCAAAUCCACGGCAAAUAUUCAUAUAUCGGUGAGACCAAAACCUGGUGAGUUUCCUACUUCAGAAGAAAUUCAAAAGCAAGGGUUCAAGACUGAUAAAGUAGAUUUAUCAUCCGAUGUACAUGCGAAUAGGGAAGAUGGUACUCCUAUAUUUAGUGAUGACCAUUCUCAUGAACAAAGACCAGAUAGGGCUAGAAAGAAGCCAAGUUCCAAGUUAUUUACACCAACUUUGCCUUCCCUGAGGUUGGAUUCCAACUACAAUGAACAACUACAAAGUACGCACGAUAAAAGUGGGGAAAAGCUAUUAUGGCCUUUCCAGGCAUUCAGCAACUCUCGAGGCCAUCGAAUGAUCGACUUUCCUGGGGACCAUCAGAACCAUGACAGUCCACCAUUUUUCACCGACGACACCCUCGAGGAAGUUGAAGAGGACGCACCCAGCGAUGAAAAUGACGAGGAUCAUAUAGUAGUUCUAGGAAAAGGCAAGAAAGAAAAUCUUGAAUUCGAUUGGACUACUGGACCUUGGUCAAGGUGUACCGAAACUUGCGGAGGAAGUGGAAUUCAACAAAGAAAAGUCAGCUGUAUUGUAAGGUUAUACAACGCUACUCAACCCGUUGACGAUAUACUCUGUGACGAUGCAGGAUUAGAAAUGCCACCGUCGAAAAGAAAAUGUGGAUUCGACCAAUGUCCUGAAUGGACCGUUCAUGAUUGGAGUACCUGCGAAAAGUCCAAAUGUUUUGACUGGCACAAAGCACUUCAAAGGCGAGUUGUACGAUGUGAAAUAGCUGCUAACUUAACACUAGAUCCAGCUAAAUGCGAGGCAGAUAAAAAACCUGUUGACAAACAGGAGUGCAUUAACCACAGAUGCGUAGGAAAAUGGAAAGUUGGUCGUUGGUCAGAGUGUGCUGCGACAUGCGAAACCAAGGGAUUAAAAUAUAGAAUUAUCCAAUGUGUUUGGUAUGGCACAAAAAAGCCUGCAGGGACAGCUUGCAAGGACAUUCCUAGACCACCAAUUAUGAAGCCUUGUAUUGGAGCGUCUUGUACCAAAACAGAACCAAUCUGUAAGGACCAUUCCAUGUUUUGCCCCAACGUCAAGAUGAUGAACAUGUGCAAGGUAAUGAGGUACCAACAACAAUGCUGCCAAACGUGCAGACAUUGA
This is a messenger RNA of Diabrotica balteata, 2710 nucleotides long. The record is from the annotation of a GenBank genome assembly. NCBI's taxonomy places the organism in Eukaryota, Metazoa, Arthropoda, Insecta, Coleoptera, Chrysomelidae.